UCUAGUUUCUGCUUGUCAUCUUGUCAUUUUGGUGAGGAUUGUCGGCAUUUAUUUAAAAAUUAUUGUACCACAAAUUUAAGCCAAGCAUAAUGGCUACUGAACGUUACAGUUUUUCUCUGACAACAUUUAGUCCUUCCGGAAAGCUUGUCCAGCUUGAAUAUGCCUUGGCAGCCGUAUCUGGAGGCGCACCUUCUGUUGGUAUAAUGGCUUCCAAUGGCGUCGUCAUUGCCACAGAAAAUAAAUACAAAUCGCCGCUCUAUGAGGAACAUAGUGUGCACCGCGUGGAAAUGAUAAACAAGCACAUUGGCAUGGUGUAUUCUGGAAUGGGUCCCGAUUAUCGCCUACUGGUGAAGCAAGCACGCAAAAUCGCUCAAUCAUAUUAUCUGACCUACAAGGAGCCCAUACCGGUGUCACAGCUCGUGCAACGUGUCGCAACAUUAAUGCAGGAGUACACUCAAUCGGGUGGCGUGCGUCCAUUUGGUGUGUCGCUAUUGAUUUGCGGUUGGGACAAUGAUCGCCCAUAUCUUUACCAAUCGGAUCCGUCUGGUGCUUAUUUCGCUUGGAAGGCCACUGCCAUGGGUAAAAAUGCUGUAAAUGGCAAAACGUUUUUGGAAAAGCGUUAUAGCGAAGAUCUUGAACUUGAGGAUGCUGUGCACACUGCUAUUCUGACCCUAAAGGAAGGGUUUGAGGGCAAAAUGACUUCUGAUAAUAUUGAAGUGGGAAUCUGCGAUCAGAAUGGGUUCAAGCGCUUGGACCCUGCAACAAUUAAAGACUAUCUAGCCAACAUCCCUUAAAUUUAAAUUCAACAUUGAUUUGUCCAAGCUAAGCUUAUAUCUGCGUAAAUAAAC
Messenger RNA from Drosophila arizonae, 848 nucleotides. It is a transcript of the gene Prosalpha2, whose product is annotated as proteasome alpha2 subunit. Gene Ontology annotation, cellular component: proteasome core complex; proteasome core complex, alpha-subunit complex. The record is from RefSeq and is a predicted model, not a curated record. Gene Ontology annotation, biological process: ubiquitin-dependent protein catabolic process. Lineage: Eukaryota; Metazoa; Arthropoda; Insecta; Diptera; Drosophilidae.